Pieris napi is the source of this 1272-nucleotide messenger RNA. It is a transcript of the gene Pis, whose product is annotated as CDP-diacylglycerol--inositol 3-phosphatidyltransferase. The record is from RefSeq and is a predicted model, not a curated record. Gene Ontology annotation, biological process: phosphatidylinositol biosynthetic process. The transcript has 4 exons. The coding region runs from base 157 to 819 and encodes 220 amino acids. Gene Ontology annotation, cellular component: Golgi apparatus; membrane. Lineage: Eukaryota; Metazoa; Arthropoda; Insecta; Lepidoptera; Pieridae. Gene Ontology annotation, molecular function: CDP-diacylglycerol-inositol 3-phosphatidyltransferase activity.
AUAUCAAUACGUCACGCCUGUCGAAACGUGAUUUUUUGUCAAGCUUCAGCCUUCAGAAUUCAGAUUUAUUUGUUAUUAAAUAGGGUGUGUACCUUUUACCUAUUUACUGCGGAAUUACUAAGCACUUUUGGAAACUGAAAAUAUUGUUGAAAUACAAUGACUGAAACUAAAGAAAAUGUUUUUUUGUUUGUUCCAAAUAUUAUAGGAUAUGCUAGAAUAAUUCUUGCCGUGUUAUCGUUUUAUUAUAUGCCUACUCAUUGUGCAUUAGCUGUUACCUGCUAUAUAGUAUCGGCUCUCCUUGAUGCGAUCGAUGGUCAUGCUGCACGGUACUUUAAUCAGAGUACUAAAUUCGGUGGUAUGUUGGAUCAACUUACUGAUAGGGCUGGUACAGCUGCUCUUAUGAUGACAUUGGCUACAUUUUAUCCUAAAUACACCUUUUGGUUUCAAAUAUCUAUGAUUAUUGAUAUCUCUUGCCAUUGGCUGUAUUUGCAUUCAUCAAUAUUGCAAGGAAAGACUUCCCACAAGUUCAUAGAUAUGUCGGAAAACCCUGUUAUGCAUUUAUACUACACUAACAAAACUAUUCUCUUCUUAAUGUGUGCUGGAAAUGAAGCAUUCUAUGCAGCAUUGUAUGUCAGCAAUUUCUACACCGGCUUUACAAUCUUGGGUCUGGGAAUUUUCCCUUUGAUUGCUAUCUUGUCAGCCCCUGUAGCUCUGGUAAAGACAUUAAUCUCUGUACUUCAUGGGAUUGUUGCAUCUAUUAACUUAGCUACCAUUGAUCUUCAAGAGAGAGCAGCUAUAUCCGCCAAACAAAUUAAUUAAACAGGCUGAAAUAACAAUUAUGGCCAAAUAUUUUCAGCAUUUUCUCAACUACCAAAAAUAAUAAUUUUUAUAGUUUGUAUCUCAAUAGUUUAAGUAGCUAGUCACUUAAUUUUGUGAUAAUUUAAGCAUUUCAUUGAAUUUAUAUUAUUAUAUUUAUAUUAUUAUUUACUAAAACAAUAAGUUAUUUUAAAAAUAAUUUAUUAAUAUUUGUGUCAGAACCAAUACUUAAUAAGUUUAGUCACAGUAGUUUGUCAGUGGUUGGACACAGAGUAUAAGGAUAACAUUUCUAUGGGUGAAGACAAAACUGCAAUCAUAUUUUAUUGAAUAGAGUAGUGGUGUUGUUAAGACCUUCAAGUUUAAUUUUUUGUUGUUUUAAAUUUGGUCUGAAAUCUACUAUAUAAAAAUAAGACGGGUUUUCCUUCCUAACGCUAUAACUCCAGAACGCACGAACCG